AACUCCAAACCAAGAAAGAACCAACUUUGAGAGCAGUGAGAGAUUUUUUUCAGGUCAUUGAAAUUUUUCACAUUCACUUUCUCACAUCUCAAAGAAAAAAAUGUCUAAUAAUAUUGUUAUUAUUUUUGACUUUGACAAAACCAUCAUUGAUUGUGAUAGUGAUAAUUGGUUGAUUGAUGAAUUGGGUUUCACCGAUUUGUUCAAUCAGCUCCUUCCCACAAUGCCUUGGAAUUCCGUCAUGGACAAAAUGAUGAUGGAAUUUCAUUCAAAUGGUGUAACCAUUGAAGAGAUUGAAAAGGUUCUUCAAAGGAUUCCAAUUCAUCACAGAAUAAUACCUGCAAUUAAAUCAGCUCAUGCUUUAGGGUGUGAUUUGAGGAUUGUUAGUGAUGCUAAUAUGUUUUACAUUGAAACUAUUUUGAAGCAUUUGGGAAUUAGUGAAUGCUUCUCAGAGAUUAACUCUAAUCCUGGUUAUGUUAAUCAAGAAGGAAGAGUUAGAAUUUCACCUUACCAUGAUUUCAAUAAGGCUUCACAUGGUUGCAACAAUGUCUGCCCUCCAAACAUGUGCAAGGGUUUAAUCAUUGAUAAAAUCAAAAAUACAAUUUAUGAUGGGGAUAACAAGAGGUUUAUCUACCUUGGUGAUGGUGCUGGAGAUUAUUGCCCUAGCUUGAGGUUUAAAGAGAGAGACUUUGUGAUGCCAAGGAAGAAUUUUCCAGUGUGGGAUUUGAUAUGCAAAGACCCUUCACUUGUUAAGGCUGAAAUUCAUGGUUGGUGUGAUGGAGAAGAGCUUGAACAAAUUUUGAUUCAAUUGAUCAACAAAAUUAUCAUUGAGGACAACGUUCAAUUCAUUGCUACUGAUUGCAAGCUGCAAACUCUAUCUAUUCAUGUGCUUGAAUCCUUGCCUAAAGCUCUCCCAGUUGGUCCAUAAAUUUUUAGUUUACUAUCAAUAUUGCAAAUGUGUUUAGCUGUGUUUGUUAAUUUUUAGAUUAUGUUUAAUCAAGCUUUUCUUGGAAUUCGUCCAUGAUGCAAACAUGUAAUGUCUAUCUAAUACAAUGAUCAAUUUGCCCUACA
Messenger RNA from Medicago truncatula (barrel medic), 1068 nucleotides. RefSeq names its product inorganic pyrophosphatase 1. Bases 101 to 925 code for a protein of 274 amino acids. Gene Ontology annotation, molecular function: phosphatase activity. Lineage: Eukaryota; Viridiplantae; Streptophyta; Magnoliopsida; Fabales; Fabaceae. The transcript is spliced from 3 exons. The record is from RefSeq and is a predicted model, not a curated record.